AUGCCAAAAUGCCAAUCAAUCCGUGGUCACUCCAAGCAGCCUGGCUGGUUGGCGCCUAAGCCAGGUACGCUCAGCUCCAGGCAACCGGUGACUCCUCGGCUGCUUUUGGCCGAGACAAAUACCGUCUCCAAUACUUGCGUCACUGAAAAUUCGACGGUUUCGGAAACUUCAACUGCGGUUUCUACUACCACUGUCCCUCCUAUCAUCAAGCCUGAUUCUGUUCUGUUGCCUUCCCUACUCGAUUACUACCGCGAUUAUUCCAGCCGUAUUUAUGUCGAAUUUGUGGAGACAACUCGCUACUCCCACUGGUCUUGUCCCACGAAUGGGAGUCGUGUUUUUUUGAUAGACCAGACACUGCUUUCUGGCCCUAGUCAAAGCGGCCUCGGUUCCUGUCCCCCACUGUCUAACGUUGGUAACAUUGCCUCGGUUGGUAAAGACGGAGGGAGUGUACAGGCUCCACUUCUAACAUCGAACCACCAGCAAACAAAUGGACUUAGCUUCGGAGAUGGACGGUCAACUGUGCCAACUGAUUCUUGGAUGUACAGUUUUGUCCUUUCCCUCUCUCUAAAGGCAUCGCACGCUAACAUUAUUCGUUGCCUAGCUGCGUACCUCAAUCAUCCACCUGACAGACUUCAGCUGCUACGCCCUCCUCCUGCUGGUUGCGUCACUUCCCCCGCUGGUUUUAUAUUACCUGGCUAUCAUGCAAAGCUGCCUCUACAGCCACCAUCUUUUGGAUCCAAUUUCCAACAACAGCAGCCCCAGCAUGGAGGCCUGAUACCACCUAGGAUGUUGCUUGACUUCUUCGAGCACCAAACUUCCACAGGUCAGCAGCUCUGUCCUGUGCCUUCGAACUUCGAAGGAAACCUUAAACAGCUAUUAUUCACUCCAACAUCUGGCUCCUCUAUUGGUACUGGUGCACAGUCCGUAGCUAAUUUAAUUCCAACGGGUCAGUUUGGCUCGCCCUUCUGUCCGCGGUCUGGCCAUAUUCUCGGCGCCAACCAUACUGUGGGAAUGGGUAUGGGUUUAUCUGACAACAGUGCAACCUUACAUCACACGCCACAGCAACCACAAUGCUUGGGUCAGACCCUCGGAACCAGUGGAUUGAUGAAUGGUAUAACCACUGCAGCUUCAGUCGCUGCUAACCAGAACAUCCAAGCCCGACUAUAUUUUCAGCGUCUAUCUCUUUCCAUCACUGAGCUAGAGAGCCUCUGUCAAUUGCGCUGUAGCUAUGUAGAUUCAAGCCGUAUCCAAGAGGAGGCAGAUCUGUUGCUGGUAGUCGACAAGACUGCCACUGUCGCAGAGCUUUUGAAAGUGGCCAGGGAACAGCUACAGGGCGUUGGACUUCUGCCUCGAAUGGUUGAAUCUCAAGACCAUGUCGCCUCUUGUUGUAUGGCUUUCUCAGAUGCUGUCUCUGCACACUCCCCUAUGUUCUCUUCAUCUUCAACUUCCUCUGCUGCUGCCGGACAGGCGACUUUCGGAAAUUCUAAUCAGUCUACAGCAUUAUCAGAUCCAAUUACCAUAACGGGUUCUUCGCUCUUCUCUGCUCAAAUAACUGGCUCAGUGGCAACUGUUUCACCUACUAAUACCAUGACCACUUCGCCAAGCACAGCCUCUCCUUCGCGGUCGCCCGCAUCGCUAACGCCACCACCAGGUCAAACUUCAUCUAUGGAUGAACGAGUAAGACUAGCUUAUCUUCCGAUGUGUAUGAUUAAAUAUUCAUCCUUAUCUCGUUUUUACAAACAUGUAUUUAGAUGA
This is a messenger RNA of Protopolystoma xenopodis, 1755 nucleotides long. The record is from the annotation of a GenBank genome assembly. NCBI's taxonomy places the organism in Eukaryota, Metazoa, Platyhelminthes, Monogenea, Polystomatidea, Polystomatidae.